AUAAAUACAAUUAGGCCUUAGCUUAAUUACUCUCACCGGAGAAUAAAUAUUCUGCUUAGCUACUAAGAAAACACACGCAUAAACGCUCGGCACCAAACAAAGGAGGAGGAGGAAGGACGACGACGACCUCCACUCCAAAAGCUAAAGCAGACGCCGACCAUUAUAACCACCCAAAUUCAUCGCAAAAGAAACACCCGACCCCGACCAAACAAGAAGAGGAGAGGAGAAAAGAGAAGAGAAGAGAAGAGAAGCAUACAAUCCAGUGCACAAGAACAACCCCCGCACACAGCUGCGAGAAAAAGUUUGUUAAGUUUGUGCCGUCUGUGAAGAAGAGGAAGAAGAGAUCGAGCAGCAUGGCACGGCGGCCACAGCCGUGCAACCUGCUGCUGAUGCUCGUGCUCGUCGUCGUCGCGACGGUGGUUGUUGCCUACGACAACUGCGGGAACCCGUGCGGCAACCCCUGCGGCGUGCCGUGCGUGUACGCCAGCCCGCCGCCUCCGUCGCUGCCGCCGCCGGUGCACUACCCGCCGCCGCCGCCCGUGUACUCCCCUCCGCCGCCGGAGUACUACCCGCCGCCGCCGACGCCCACAACGCCGACAUCCAACUGCCCGCCCCCGCCGUCCGGAGGAGGCUACGAGCCGACACCGGGGUACACCCCGACGCCGUACACGCCCACGCCAGGGUACAACCCGACGCCGUCUGGGUGGUUCACGCCGCCCAACCUGCCGGCGUACAACAGCCCGCCGGGGACGCUCUACCCGCAGGACCCCGGGUUCAGGCCGAACGACGCGGCCGCCCGCGGCGCGGACUGGCGCGCGGUGCUCUUCGCGGCGUCGGUGGUGGCCGGAGUCUUGGCCUUGUGAUGGUAACUGCACCGAUCGAUGUCGGAGCCAUGGUAAUCAAGUGCAUGUCGUUUUAAUUCUGUUCCGUGUUAAUUAAUAAUAAUAAUAAUAGAGAAGGAAAUUGGUAAGAUUUUUUUUGGUAAUUCUUAUUUUGUCGGUAAAUUUAAUUGUUAUUGUCAUGUAUGUAUGUUGAUCCAUCUGUUUUUUUUUAUAUCAUAGGAAACGUGUUCAUCAGACUAUAUGAUACAUAUAUAUGUCUCUGAUCAAACUUAAAUAACACAUGUUUUAUGUUCGAAUUACCAUUGAUUU
Phragmites australis (common reed) is the source of this 1151-nucleotide messenger RNA. Its product is annotated as extensin-like. The record is from RefSeq and is a predicted model, not a curated record. Lineage: Eukaryota; Viridiplantae; Streptophyta; Magnoliopsida; Poales; Poaceae. The transcript has a single exon. The coding region runs from base 354 to 863 and encodes 169 amino acids.